AUGUCGACCCGAAGCUCCAAAGUCACCAAGAAAUCGAGGGUGAGUCGGACGGCGAUCAGCUGCGAUCGCUGCAAGUCAAGGAAGACAAAGUGCAAUAAACCUGAUGCCGAUGGCCCAUGUGAUUACUGCCGCAGCAUCGAUGAGGUUUGCUCGGUGGACAUGGAGAAACGGCGCCAGAAGCCCUUCUACUUUGUCUCGGAGGAGGAAUAUCGCCUCCUGCGUGAACUUUGCAGUAAUUGCUUCCCAGAUGAGGAGUUGACGAUACCGAAUCUGCGACGAUUGAUCGACGAGAACAAAAAGCCCGCGUUUAAGACACAGACAUAUGUCUCAACACCUACCAUGUCUCUUAUUGAAGUAUCGGCAGAAACUUCUAUCCUAGACUGUGGAGAUGAAGCGAUAGAUCAAGGUGAGGUCUUGCUGCACGAUGUAGAAGAGGCCCAGACUGAGGAAGGGGAGAUAUUGCUGCCAGAGAUCGUCAAUCUUCAUCAUGACCUGGGUUGUCUACUGGCCGAUGCACACGGGGAGUAUCGCUAUAUGGGAGCAGAGUCAGGCGCUAGCUUCAACAGCGCCGUGAGGUCAUGGAUGCUCAGAAUGGGCGCUGGGGCAAGAAGCAAAGAGAAGGACAGGGACAAGAUACCUGGGAUGCUCAAAGUCAGUCCGCCAUCGGUCAAGUCUCCCCUGACGGAUGCAGCAUCGUCACCUGGGAAUCCUUGCCAGUUUCCAUCGCAAGAUCUGCUGUCCGCUUGCGCAGCUCGCUUCUUUGAGCAGGUCCACUGCUUGUACUGGAUAUACUCGGCAGAGUCAUUCUAUACUCGACUUGAGACGACUCACUCUGGUGAUGUUGGACAGAUAACUGCGUCGUGGCUUUGUUCGCUACAUAGUAUAGUGGCUCUUUGCGCCUCGUGUGAGCCGUCGCCCAAUGGGUUGGUCAAUGGGCAACGGGCGCAUGACUCACUGGAGAUGGCCAAGUCGCUCGUGACGAGGGUAUGUGAUGAAGCAGACCUGGAUAGUAUACGGGCGUUGAUAGUGCUGUCGUUGGCCUUCCACUCCAACGGUUUUACGAAUUCGGCAUACCUUCACAUCGGUCUCGCAGUUCGCAUCGCUUUCUCUCUGGGUCUGCAUCUUGACAAGUACUCCACAAAGAGUGGCGUUGUAAGCCAAGCUCACGCGAGACGUCUCUGGUGGACAUUGUACCUCGUUGAUCAAGAUCUCUCUCUCGCCCUAGGGAAGCCAGGCAUGAAUAGCCCACCGAACGAGACUUCUUGGAAACCCCCUCUGCCAUCCGAGUUUGUUGUCAGCCCAGGCUCACACACGCCGAACGGAUAUCUCGAACAGUGUAUACGUCUCGCUCAGAUAACGCAAAGUAUACGCCAGAAUCUCUACGAUGGACCUGUUCACGGUGGACAAAAGCUAUCGAACACUCACUUUAAUGACGCCAUGGCCGCUCUGCAGAGCUGGCUAGAUCACGUACCGCCACAUCUCCAUCUCUCACCCUCAAUAUCGCUAUCCUACAGAAGGUCCGUAUCCCUUCUCCACCUUCGCUACUGGAGCGCCAUGAUGCUCGUGACCAAGCCCUUCCUUCUAUGCAAUCUACUACAGGGCAUUGAGCAUGUUGAGUCAGCCAAACGGCCGAUAUUCGCUACACUUGCCAAGACCUGUGUGUCUGCCGCUGAAUCAACGUUUGAGAUUUUGGAAACCAUGGUUCUUCACAAAGUCGCCUCCAGCCUGGUCAUGGCCGAUUAUCUCUUCGCCUUGCAGGCACUUCAAGUCAUCGUCGCUGCUUGCGGGCUAUAUCACAUGGAUGGACAUCAAGCUCGUGCGAAGCAGUGUCUGCGAAUCCUCCUGGCUAUCAGCGUAUCUGGUUAUCCGAAGCAUCUUAUCCCGGAGACAUUAUUCCAGCUACAGCAGUGUGGACUUGCCGAAGGUGUCGAGGAAACGUCGAACAUCACUUUACAACCCUCUGAACCUUUAGGAUAUCCCCAGAUGGUGACUGAACCUAUGCAACGGUACGUAGUAGUCUACCAAACUCCCAUCGAGUUUUAUUAA
Fusarium odoratissimum NRRL 54006 is the source of this 2046-nucleotide messenger RNA. RefSeq lists its product as uncharacterized. Lineage: Eukaryota; Fungi; Ascomycota; Sordariomycetes; Hypocreales; Nectriaceae. Gene Ontology annotation, molecular function: DNA binding; DNA-binding transcription factor activity, RNA polymerase II-specific; zinc ion binding. The transcript is spliced from 6 exons. The coding region runs from base 1 to 2046 and encodes 681 amino acids. Gene Ontology annotation, biological process: regulation of DNA-templated transcription; DNA-templated transcription. The record is from RefSeq and is a predicted model, not a curated record.